CUGCUUUAUAUGUGCUGGAGUGACAGUGGUCACCUCUCAGCCAGUGCCUUUCUAGUGGGCCAGAGGCCAUAAUACAACUUCCGGAUGGAGAAGGAAAAGAUAACUAAGAGGAUACUGAACCUCACUUUAGAGAUCAUCUACCUGCUGACCGGCGAGGAUUAUAUACUGAUUAAGAAGUCAAGGGAGCGUAUGUCCGAGGGAUGGAGCAUAACUCGGGACCCUAUUGCGGUGCCUCCAUUUCACUCACUGAUACAUGAUCGAAAAAAUGAUCAGAAGAUCCUGGAACUCACCAAUAUGAUCAUUCAUCUGCUGGCUGAAGAGGAUAAUUUUGAGGAUCAUCACAAUGAAACGUUGAAGAAUCAUCAGUACCCCAGUGGGGAUGAAAAUCGAAAAAUGGUCUCAGAAUAUAAAAGAGGUCUGAACCCAUCUGCCAAUUAUUGUGAGCAUCCACCAGGAGGGAGAAUUCAUGCAAAUGCUUUUGCAGAGGGACCUCGCGGUCCAAAAUCGUUUACGGCACUUUCUUCGUUACAGUUUCGUGGUAGAAAGGAACUCCAAAGUGAAACUUUGUCAUGGGAUUGCAAAGUAGAAAAUAGCCAGACUGAAAGAGAAAUUGCCACCAGCAGUUUGAAGACAAAGCAGGAGAAUAAAUUACUCAGGGUGAAGAUUAAGGAAGAGGAAACACCUACAGUUAUUAGUCCAGAUGCAGAAACAAAAGGAAAUAACAGUGGGUAUAGGCCUCCAGAAGACAUCCUAUUAACCAGAGAACCUCCUUAUUAUGACAUGGAUAUCUUGAAACCUGAAGACCAUUCACAUGAUGGAUCAGAAGAUGAAGAAGAGGAAGAAGAAGAGGACUGGCUUUUGGUUAAAAUUAAAGAGGAAAAUGUUCCCACAGAAAUCACCUCUGAACAAUUUGAUCAGUACUUACAAGAACUGCAGCAGAGUAAGCAGACAAGCAGGCGGAUGUCAGAUGCAGGGCCAUCUUCAUCUGACAAGCGCAUUAAACAAUCCAAAAAAUUACGGGCCAAACCUUUUAGUAAGAAUGAAUUGAUAGAUAUGGUCCAGUUUUUGGAUGAACAGGGAUACGAACAAACAACAGCGGGCCAUGUACAUCAGAAGAAGACCGGAGUCCUGAAUCAGCUGUCUAAUCUGCUGUACGAAAAAUAUGGAACCAUGCACAGCAAGCGGCAGAUCCAGAAGCGUUAUUCUGACCUGAAGACAAGGGAACAAUGGCGCCUUGCCUCAAUUAGGAGGAAAAUACUUAGGGUGAAGAUGUUGACAAGUGAAUCAGAAAUGCUUCCUGCUGCACCUACUGAGGACAACGCAGAUACAGAGAGCAGGACCAUUAAGACAGACACUAUCGCUUCAAAGAACGGAGGCCCCAAUGUACUAUAUAAAGACAGCGUUUUCUUCAGGAACUGGAACAAGAUGUAAGCACAGCGUGUCAUGAAGAAACUCCUGGCCCUUGUAGUCCACAGCCAUCGAUAGGCCAGGAACCAAGUAAUGCAGAGGUUUUCUCUAAACUCAUUGACAUUGAAAGCAAA
Messenger RNA from Bufo gargarizans (Asiatic toad), 1541 nucleotides. RefSeq lists its product as uncharacterized. The transcript has 15 exons. Bases 85 to 1431 code for a protein of 448 amino acids. NCBI's taxonomy places the organism in Eukaryota, Metazoa, Chordata, Amphibia, Anura, Bufonidae. The record is from RefSeq and is a predicted model, not a curated record.